Rhineura floridana is the source of this 573-nucleotide messenger RNA. RefSeq names its product transcription factor 15-like. The coding region runs from base 177 to 500 and encodes 107 amino acids. Gene Ontology annotation, molecular function: RNA polymerase II transcription regulatory region sequence-specific DNA binding; DNA-binding transcription factor activity, RNA polymerase II-specific; protein dimerization activity. The transcript has 2 exons. NCBI's taxonomy places the organism in Eukaryota, Metazoa, Chordata, Lepidosauria, Squamata, Rhineuridae. The record is from RefSeq and is a predicted model, not a curated record. Gene Ontology annotation, biological process: regulation of transcription by RNA polymerase II; developmental process.
UUUCCAGGUUGGCGACUGGUACCAUAUCAGUAUAAAUAAAAGUUGGGGGAAUGUAUAAUACUACUGUAGUCCCAAUGAUUUCCAUCCUCCUUGAAAUAGUGGGAUUUGUAAUCAGUAUUUGCCUUGUAAUCAUUUUCUUAUAUCUCUUUUGCUGUAAGCGCUUUUUUCUGUAAGUGAUGGUGAGGCAACGACAGGCAGCCAAUAAUGCCAGUCAGAAGGUCCGGACCCAGAAAAUUAAUAUGGCCUUUAUAACCCUCCGCACCCUCAUUCCCCUCAAACCCGUCUCCAAGAUUGAGACACUGCGUCUGGCUUCUAGCUAUAUCGCCCACUUGAUCAAUGUCCUGCUGUUAGGCGAGGACAGUGAGGAGGGACAACCCUGCCUCAACACUCUCUGCAACACCAGGGGCGAUAACCAGAGGAAGAAGUGGGCAGCCGGCAGAAGUCUGAACCAGAAGGAGAUUCUCAAUCCUCCCAGGAAACUCGAUGUGAGACCAUGUUAGAAGAAUUCAACAGAAGCAUGAGAACUUAAUGAAAAAGACAACAGAAAAAUUAUAAAAUAAAAGAGGGGGGAUU